This is a messenger RNA of Anopheles coustani, 734 nucleotides long. It is a transcript of the gene Fdx1, whose product is annotated as adrenodoxin-like protein 1, mitochondrial. The transcript has 3 exons. Gene Ontology annotation, biological process: positive regulation of oxidoreductase activity; P450-containing electron transport chain. The coding region runs from base 94 to 591 and encodes 165 amino acids. NCBI's taxonomy places the organism in Eukaryota, Metazoa, Arthropoda, Insecta, Diptera, Culicidae. The record is from RefSeq and is a predicted model, not a curated record. Gene Ontology annotation, molecular function: 2 iron, 2 sulfur cluster binding. Gene Ontology annotation, cellular component: mitochondrion.
UCCGGUGUGAAUAAACAAGAUACCGGGGAAAUCUGCCCGGUCUGUGAAGUGAAUAAUCAAUCUUAGCCUUAGGAAUCUUCAUUAUUUGAAAUUAUGUCGAUAACUACAACUUUUCGGCAUUUAUCACAAUAUGCAUACAGGCAAUUUGUUGGACUGGUUAUCCCAAGGAAAAUCCACAGUACUAUACACUUACUACACGGCGAAUACGAGUGGCAGGACCCUAAAAGCGAAGAUGAAGUAGUCAAAAUAACGUACGUCGAUAAGGAUGGCAAAGAAACGACGGUCCGGGGGAAGGUUGGUGAUAACGUCCUGUAUCUUGCCCAUCGACACGGCAUCGAGAUGGAAGGUGCGUGUGAGGCAUCGCUUGCCUGCACUACCUGUCACGUGUACGUGCAGGACCAGUACAUGGAUCUCCUAACGCCCCCGGAGGAAAAGGAAGAUGAUCUGCUCGAUAUGGCCCCGUUCCUGAAAGAAAAUUCCCGCCUUGGUUGUCAGAUAAUCCUACAAAAGGAGUUGGAAGGGAUGCGUUUACAGCUCCCACAGGCAACACGGAAUUUCUACGUGGACGGACACAAACCAAAGCCGCACUAGUGACAUCCGGCGGAGAAUCCGGGGCCACUUUACUGGUCAGUUACUGUUUUAACACAGUUUUAUUGUUUUGAUUGUUCAUUAGAGCUAGUGGCCAUUUAAAUGUGACAUGAUAAUGGCAAUCAAAAAUUAUGUCUUGCAAUCGA